Molecule: messenger RNA, 1530 nt
Organism: Microthlaspi erraticum
Lineage: Eukaryota; Viridiplantae; Streptophyta; Magnoliopsida; Brassicales; Brassicaceae
Source: the annotation of a GenBank genome assembly
AUGGAACGCCGGAAGAGCAAUGACCGACGAAUUCUGCUCUGCUUCUUCGCCGUGGCCACCGCAGUGAAACUUCUUCUCAUUCCGUCGUACCGGAGCACUGAUUUCGAGGUUCACCGUAACUGGCUCGCGAUCACACACUCUCUUCCUCUCUCAAAAUGGUACUUCGACGAGACAAGCCCAUGGACACUAGAUUAUCCUCCCUUCUUCGCAUACUUCGAACGCUUCCUAUCGAUUUUCGCGGGUCUAGUCGAUCCCAGAAUCGUAGAUCUCCAAUCAGGACUCGAUUACAGCGCCGAUUCUGUAAUCUACUUCCAACGGAUCAGCGUGAUCGUCUCGGAUCUAUGUCUUCUCUUCGGUGUUUAUAGAUUGACUCGGAAACUGGAUCCGAUUAAGCGAAAUCUGAUCUGCGCGUUGGUGAUUUGGUCUCCUGGGCUGUUGAUCGUAGAUCACAUUCAUUUUCAGUAUAACGGAUUUCUACUUGGCUGGUUGUUGCUUUCGAUUUCGUUUUUGCAAGAUGGGAGAGAUCUGCUGGGUGGGUUCUUAUUCGCCGUUCUGCUUUGCUUCAAGCAUUUGUUCGCCGUUGCUGCUCCGGUUUACUUCGUUUACCUCCUCAGGCAUUAUUGCUGGUCCGGUUUAGCUACCGGUUUCCGACGGCUUGUAACUAUUGGUGCGGUGGUUGUGGCGGUUUUUGCCGCCGCCUUUGGACCUUUUAUCUACUAUGGACAGAUGAAGCAAGUCAUGAGGCGAAUGUUUCCUUUCGGGAGAGGACUGUGCCAUGCAUACUGGGCACCUAACUUUUGGGUUUUCUACAUAAUACUCGACAAAGGACUUGCCUUUUCGCUACGAAAGCUCGGAUUCGAAAUCCAGAUUCCUUCCGCUUCUUUCACUGGUGGAUUAGUCGGGGAUUCUUCUCCGUUUGCAGUUCUUCCUCAGAUCACUCCAUUGAUAACAUUUGCAAUGGUAUUACUCGCUGUAACUCCGUGUCUCCUCAAGGCGUGGCAAAAACCACAGCCUGGGCUUGUUGCUAGAUGGAUAGCUUAUGCAAAUACAUGCGGGUUUCUGUUUGGAUGGCACGUCCAUGAGAAAGCAUCGCUUCACUUCACCAUCCCACUUGCAAUCGUCGCAGUGCAGAGCCUCGAAGAUGCUAAACACUACUUUCUUGUUUCCAUAGUGUCUUGCUAUUCGCUCUUUCCACUUUUAUACGAGCCGCAGGAAUACCCGAUCAAGGUUCUGCUGCUGUUAUUGCACUCAAUGGUAAUGUGGCUCGGCUUUGCGGCUCAACACGCAGAUGAGAAGAAGGCUCUUAAGAAGAAGAAGGAAGCUGGUGAGAUCAAGAGCAAGUUUGAGAUUGGAUGUGUUGAGAAGAGCUAUCUAAUGGGUUUGGUGGUAGUAGAGAUAGUGUCUCAGUUCUUGCAUCCGUAUUUUCUAGGUGACAGAUUUGCAUUUAUGCCUUUGAUGUUGAUCUCAACGUAUUGUGCCGUUGGUAUCAUGUACUCUUGGAUUUGGCAGCUCCAGAGGAUCCUCACAUGA